GUUACAACACCCCCACCAUUGCUUUCAUCUGACAAUAAAGCGACAUAACCUUUCUUGUCAAAACAAUCACAUUUUUUGAAGAAAUGCUUUUCUUUGAAUCUUGAAAAUGGAUUCAAGCGGUGACAAGCCCCAGGAAUCUCCCCAAGACAUUGUAGCCGCCCUCCAGGAAAAAGUUAAUAGCUUGUACUUAUACCGGGACCAUUAUUUUGAAACUCAUAAGAUCGACGAUGCCAUUCAUAAAAAUGGAGAUGUUGAGAAAAAAUUAUCUGAGAUUUUAGGAGUAUUUAAUGAGUGCGAGAAACGGGCUUCGGGGGGCGAUAGGGCCAAGUUUUGUUUUCUCAAAGGUAGGGCGUUAAAUGUUGUGCCUAAGUUUAGCAAAGAAGCGGAAAGUUUGCUCUCUAAGGCUGUUAAAUUGGAUCCUAAGUGUGUUGAGGCUUGGAAUGAGUUAGGGGAGUGUUUUUGGAAAAAUAAUGAGUUGAAGAAGGCGAUGAAUUGCUUUGAGGGGGCGCUCAAAGAACGCAAGAAUAAAGUCUCGUUAAGGAAUCUCUCAAUGUUGGCAAGGCAGGAAACUUCAAGUAGUAGGGAAAAUUUAAUAAAUAACAUAGAAAAAGGCUUAAACUAUGCAAAAGAAGCUGUCCAGUUGGACCCCCAAGAUGGUCUCUCAUGGGCUGUUUUAGGAAAUGCCCACUUAUCAUCAUUUUUCGGUAUUCAACAAAAUCCAAAAACGCUAAAGCAAUGCUUAAGUGCCUACUCUCAAGCCGAGAAAGAUAUUGUGGCCAAAAGUACUCCAGACUUACACUAUAACAAAGGAAUAACUUUAAAAUAUGAGGAAGAGUUUGAAUUGGCGCUUGAAUCGUUUAAUAAGGCGGCUCUGUAUGAUCCCACGUGGGACCAACCCAAAAUCAAGGAAAAACAACUCGUUAGAUAUUUAAAUGAGAUUACCGAUUUAGUCACAACAAGUGGUAAAAUGAAAGCGAAGCGUUUACAACAAAUUUUGCAAUCGAUUGAUUCAAAGCAAUUGGGGCCGUACGCCGGUGGCAGUUAUACCUCGUCGGCGAAUCAAACCGUCAAACUUGACGAAAUUCCUUUGGGUGGCUUAAAGCCGGGUUUAAAUGAGGAAAAAGUGGUUUUGGGGAAAGUGGUGUGUAGUGUGCAAAACGAGGAUUCGGUUCCUUUUACAUUCUGUUUGGUGGAUAAAUUAGGAACUUGCGUCGUAGUAACAGUUUUUAAUUUGGCCGACGGUAAAGGUGUGAUUAUCGGUAAUUCAGUGGCAAUUCCCGAACCCUACGUGACUGAUGUGGAUUUUACGUAUAAAGAUAAUGAAUACAAGUUUCGUUUAAUCCGAGUAGAGACACCGCUUGUGAUGGUUGUGAAUGGCAAAAAAGUGAAUCGGGAUCUUCAAGCCGGUGUCCAGAUGUCAAUUUUUAACAAAUAUGAUUGAUUGUAAUUCACACGCGUUUGUAAUUCAGAAUGAGAGUGGUGCAGCCAAUACUGGAACCUGUAUUUUUCAGCCAGAAAUUAAUUGUAAAUAAAAGAUUUUUGAUCA
This is a messenger RNA of Tribolium castaneum (red flour beetle), 1546 nucleotides long. RefSeq names its product tetratricopeptide repeat protein 5. The record is from RefSeq and is a predicted model, not a curated record. The coding region runs from base 107 to 1441 and encodes 444 amino acids. The transcript is spliced from 8 exons. Gene Ontology annotation, molecular function: protein binding. NCBI's taxonomy places the organism in Eukaryota, Metazoa, Arthropoda, Insecta, Coleoptera, Tenebrionidae.